AUUAGAGUCAAAGUGCAAAUUGAAUUGAAUUGAACAGAAUUCAUAAGUAUAAUUAUAGAUAUUCCUCAAAUCAAAUUCGCUAAUCAUGUCUUUUCCACUUGUUUGUCUUGGUAACCCAUUAUUAGAUCUUCAGUGUAAUGUUGAUGCCUCAAUUUUGAAAAAAUACGAUUUGAAUGCUAAUGAUGCCAUUUUAGCUGAUCAAAAACAUAUUCCUUUAUUUUCUGAAGUCCUAGGCUUUCCUGAUAUCAAAUUUAUUGCUGGUGGUGCUGCUCAAAACACUGCAAGAGCUGCUCAAUAUAUUUUACCUUCAAAAUCCGUUGUUUAUUUUGGUUCUGUUGGUAAAGAUAAAUAUUCUGAAUUGCUUUUAACCGCCAAUGAAAAAGCUGGUUUAAUUUCAAAUUACAUGUUUCAAGACGAUUUUGAAACUGGAAAAUGCGUUGCUUUGAUCAGUAACUUUGACAGAUCUCUAGUCACUGAUUUAGCUGCUGCUAAUCAUUUUGAACCUUCUCAUUUACUAAAACCAGAAAAUUGGAAGCUUGUUGAAAACGCUAAAAUCUUUUAUAUUGGUGGUUUCCAUUUAACUGUUUCUCCAGCUGCAAUUAAAUUAUUAGGAAAGCAUGCCGCUGAAACCAACAAACCAUUAGUAUUGAAUUUAUCUGCUGCUUUCAUUCCUCAAUUUUUCAAAAAUCCACUAGAUGAGGUUCUUCCAUAUUGUGAUUUUGUCAUUUGUAAUGAAACCGAAGCUGAAUCAUAUGCUGCAUCUCACAACUUAACCUCCACAACUGAUUUGAUUGAGAUUGCUAAAUCAAUUGCAAAAUCACCAAAGGAAAACUUGAAAUAUCCAAGGACUGUGAUUUUCACUCAUGGUUUAGAACCAACUAUCACUGUCACCUACAAAAUCGAUACUGACGAUUUUAUCAUUAACGAAUAUAGCGUUCAUGCCUUAGAAGUAGAAAAAAUUGUUGAUACCAAUGGGGCAGGUGAUGCUUUUGCUGGUGGUUUUGUUGCUGGUUUAGUCUUGGGUAAACCACUAAAAGAAAGUAUUGAUAUUGGUCACUGGGCUGCUAAAGUCAGUAUUCAACAAGUUGGUCCAUCGUUUCCAUAUGAGCCAAAACAAGUUUAUCCUGGUCUUUAAUCUCAACUAAUGAUCAUUUGAUAUUUUGACUCUAUUUGACGCUUUUGAUUUUUCAUUAUUUAUUUACUUAUUUCAUUCAACAUGAACCUUUGACUUUAGUUUAGCAUUUCUUUUAAUUAUUUUCAGAUAUUUUAUGAUUCUAUAGAUUUUCAACAAAUAAUAUUCAUUG
This is a messenger RNA of Ascoidea rubescens DSM 1968, 1304 nucleotides long. It is a transcript of the gene ADO1, whose product is annotated as adenosine kinase. The record is from RefSeq and is a predicted model, not a curated record. Gene Ontology annotation, molecular function: adenosine kinase activity. The coding region runs from base 86 to 1135 and encodes 349 amino acids. Gene Ontology annotation, biological process: purine ribonucleoside salvage. The transcript has a single exon. Lineage: Eukaryota; Fungi; Ascomycota; Saccharomycetes; Ascoideales; Ascoideaceae. Gene Ontology annotation, cellular component: cytosol; nucleus.